Messenger RNA from Homalodisca vitripennis (glassy-winged sharpshooter), 5436 nucleotides. Its product is annotated as cGMP-specific 3',5'-cyclic phosphodiesterase-like. Bases 813 to 3917 code for a protein of 1034 amino acids. NCBI's taxonomy places the organism in Eukaryota, Metazoa, Arthropoda, Insecta, Hemiptera, Cicadellidae. Gene Ontology annotation, molecular function: protein binding; 3',5'-cyclic-nucleotide phosphodiesterase activity. The transcript is spliced from 29 exons. The record is from RefSeq and is a predicted model, not a curated record. Gene Ontology annotation, biological process: signal transduction.
UGAACACAUUGAAGAUAGUUACGCGUUUUACGUUACUCUAGUUAUAGUAUUGUGAGAGAACACAUUAGAAUAUGCAAUUCUUGGUAUUUGAUUCGUAAAAGUUAGUAGUUUAUCAUUAAUUUAUAGACAUCUCACGUCUCUUUGGAAUUUACUAAUACAAUGAAAAAAUACCAAAUGAUAGUGUUCGUCAUUGGAAUUUUUGGUAUGGAUGUUGUAAGGAAGUGUAUACUUAUAUAAGCGAAUAUAAGGUAUCUACAAAGCUGUGAAAUAGUAGACAUACCCCCUAGGCAAGCCGGUUUGGGUUAGCCAUCCCUAUUAUUAACAAAAAACGACUUGGAGGAUGGCUGUGCUGCAUUACUACAAAGCACAUAACUUCAGAUAUACAAGUUUGUGCACACAAUUUCAAAACUAAUAAAAAUACUAAAUAAAAAGACUUCGCAAAACAAGCAAGCGACAGAGAGACACCAGAGUUUAACAAAAGCUCGAAUCUAUUCUAAAAGGCAAAAUCGAGGUCCUGAGAAGUCGAAGGCAGUCGUGAAGUAUUCAAUGUUUAUAUUCGGCUUUUACCUGAUAAAUACCUUCUCGAGGGUUUUCCUUCAUCGCCAGCACUGCGGUACAACAGCACAUUGUCGUAGAACCGAGAGAUUUUAAUUUCGCAAAGGAACUCAGUCAGACUUUCCAUGGACACUAAAGAAUGAAACAGACAGAUGUCGACGUUCGGAUGAGUGAACCGUAUAGGCUAGGGGAGAACCCUCCACUCUUCCUUCUGUACCUCAUCAUCGACGCUAUUUGUGCCAAUUGAUGCAGCGCGGAUGACGAGUGACGAGGAGUUGGCGACGGCCUUACACCAGCGGCCUGACAUGUUGGAACGCGUGCUUGAUUCGAGCCCCGAACUGGUUGGUCGAAUUAUUCAGACCAUGGGCGUCCAGGAGACGACGUUAUGUAGUCUGCUGGAUAGACACCCCGAACUGCUGGAGAAGUACCUGGAGGAGCAUGCCAGCGCAGAGCUGAUCACGCGCUUGAUAAGACGAUACCAGGAGAGUCACCAGUUGCCCGUGAUACCACGGUCUCCCAGGUCCCCUGUGUCGCCGGCACCGCCCGUCUACUCGCGCACGGAGAGUCGGGCCUCACUGUCGGUGGGGGAUGAGUUCCGUUGCAAGAACACUUCAGUCGCCUCCGAACUCUUCCACACCUGGCUCGCCUCCUCGCCGAUCAAGCGAGCCAGGUCUCCAACCAGCAGGCCUCGAGUCAGCGGAGAGUGGCGCCGCCAGUUGGGGUUGCUGGACGAAGGAGAACUUUUUAUGGAGUUGAUCCGCGAUGUCUCCAAUGAGCUUGACAUCGACGUCCUCUGCCACAAGAUCCUGGUCAAUGUCGGACUGCUAACUCACGCUGACCGUGGCAGCCUCUUCCUUGCCCGGGGAACUCCGGACAGCCGCUUCCUGGUCGCCAAACUUUUUGACGUCACCGUGGAUACAGAACUAGAUGAAGCUGUUCAGAAGGCAAAGGCGGAGGAGAUCCGAAUACCUUUCGGUGUAGGAGUGGCGGGCGCAGUGGCCCAGACCAAACAACCGGUCAACAUCAAGAACGCUUAUGAGGAUCCUAGGUUCAACAGUGAGAUAGAUAUGAGGACCGGUUACAAGACGAGGCUGAUCCUGUGUGUGCCGAUCUGUAAUUAUGAGGGAGACGUCAUCGGCGUGGCUCAGAUCAUCAACAAGACUGACUCCACCAAUGAGUUCACGGAGAGAGAUGUCGAGGUCUUUCAGAGGUACUUGACAUUUUGCGGAAUCAGUAUCCAGAACGCCCAGUUAUUUGAGAUGUCUGUUCAAGAGUACCGAAGAAACCAGAUCCUGUUGAACCUGGCGAGGAGCAUCUUCGAGGAGCAGAAUAAUCUGGAGUGUCUGGUAACCAAGAUCAUGACUGAAGCCCGAGAUCUCCUCAAAUGUGAACGCUGCGCCGUCUUUUUGCUCGACUCUGACUGUUGCGAGAAGAGCCAUCUGGAGAACAUAGUGGAGAGGCCAGGCCGUGUUCUGGCAGAGCGGAAACCGCUUUGCAGGAGAGAAAGCAAUAACGUAAACGUUGAAGACAUCAUAACACAAAAAGGCAAUGAAAAGAAUAUCAUGUUCACCACAGUGUUUGAGUUAAAAGCCGACUCCAAAGACGCCGUUAUCAACCGACCAACCGUAGCGGAACUCAGCCUCUCCCGCCUUGCUCAGAUCGCCCGAUACGUUGCGGCCACUGGACAGAUCCUAAACAUCGGGGACCUCUCGUCAUGGAUGAAUCAUGAGGUGAAGGAGGAAGAUGGUUUUGUCAGUCGCAGUAUCCUCUGUAUGCCGAUAGUAAAUGGACAGAAGUCUGUCAUAGGAGUGGCUCAGCUUAUCAAUAAGGACACGGGGCAACCCUUUACUGACUGUGAUGUUUCAAUUUUUGAGGCCUUCGCUAUAUUCUGUGGACUGGGAAUCCACAAUACUCAAAUGUAUGAAAAUGCCUGUAAACUCAUGGCAAAACAAAAAGUAGCCCUGGAAUGCCUUUCUUAUCACGCUACUGCCUCUGCAGAGGACACCAACAAACUGAACCAAGAUGCGAUCCCUUCAGCAGAAACUUACAAUUUGUUCAGCUUUACAUUCAUAGAUUUUGACUUGACUGAUGAGGACACUUGCAGAGCAACAAUCCGUAUGUUUCUACAAUGUAAUCUGGUGGAACAGUUCCAUAUACCUUACAAUGUGUUGUGUCGCUGGGUGCUAAGUGUCAAGAAGAACUACCGACCAGUGAAAUACCACAACUGGAGGCAUGCUCUAAAUGUUGCUCAAACCAUGUUCGCCAUGCUCAAGACUGGCAAGAUGGAGAGGUUCAUGUCUGAUCUGGAGAUACUAGGACUUUUAGUGGCCUGCUUGUGCCAUGACCUGGAUCAUAGAGGUACCAACAACGCCUUCCAGACCAAGACAGAAUCGCCACUAGCUAUUCUCUACAGCACUAGCACUAUGGAGCAUCAUCACUUCGACCAGUGCGUCAUGAUACUGAACAGCGAGAAUAAUAAUAUAUUUCAGUCUCUGUCGAUGGAAGACUACAGAUAUGUAAUGAAAGUUGUUGAGAAUUCAAUUCUUUCAACAGACUUAGCCAUGUAUUUCAAGAAGAACAGCAAGUUCAUGGAGCUUAUUGAGAAUGGAGAGUUUGAUUGGCAGAGUGAGGAGAAAAAGGAAUUGUUGUGCGGCAUGAUGAUGACAGCCUGUGACGUCAGUGCUAUUGCAAAGCCAUGGGAAAUACAACAUAAAGUCGCCAAAUUGGUUGCUGACGAAUUUUUUGACCAGGGAGAUCUUGAGAAAUUGCAAUUGAACCAACAGCCAGUGGCCAUGAUGGACAGAGAACGCAAAGACGAAUUGCCACAAAUGCAAGUUGGCUUCAUAGAUGUGAUUUGUCUUCCGCUGUAUAAGGUAUUGGCAGAGACAUUCCCGUGGAUGCAACCACUCUACGAUGGCUGCUACACCAACAAGCUACACUGGCAGGAUUUGGCCGAGAAGGUAGAGAUGGGACUCACAUGGAUAGAUCACGAUACCAUUGAGAAACCCAUAGAAGAGUUUGCUGCCUACCAGGACACUAAAGAUAUCGAGUUAACUGUGACAACUCUCAACUGUGCUCAUACUGACAAAAAGGCCAGUUUGAUUGCAUCAGAAGUAGACAUGCAAGCCAUCUCCGCCAGCCGCAAGUUCAACAGCACUAACGUAAUGGGGAGGUUCACCAGUUUUCGACGAUCUCGAGUAGGCAAGUCGGUCCGCCAUCGCCUGAGCCGGUCCAUGUACAACACCAGCCAGUCGGAUGAGAAAACGGAGGAACCAGAACCAGUUGUCGAGAGGAAACCUUCCGAGCCCCCGCCUCCCCCGCCUUCGCACAAAACCAAAAACAAACUCUGUGCCCUCGUUUGAACAAUGUAUUAGCAAAUAAUUUAGUUUUGUCUGUGAUUUUAGAGUAUUUAUUUUGUACAUAUUUUAUGAAGGCUGAAAAAUUAUUUUAUAAGACCUCAGAUUUUUAAGCAAUCAAAGUGAAUGUGAUCUCGCCCAUAUUGUAUAAAAAGUAGCUGUUUGUAUUUAUUUAGAGUUAGUCCUUUUAACCGAUUUUCUAUUGUUCCUACUCGGUAGUGAUGUUAACUGUUUAGGGUAGGUUUUACUAUUUCAGAGCAAUUUGUACAGUUUUCCAUUUUCAGUAAGGAGGAUAUGAAUGGUCGGAAAAAUUUAGAGCUGUGUAGAAUUAAAUAAGUUCACAUUUGAGUACCUCAGAAUAAUACAUGAACAGUAUUUCACCGGUUUUUAUUAAACAAUAAAAUAAUGAUUUAGAAAAUAGUCCUAGACAUAGAUAUUAAGAUAUCCAGGACUAUUUUAUGUAAAUGCAGAUAACUAUGUUUGCUGAGCAUGUAAAGUAUGGAGUUUUUUUACGUGCUGGAAUAUGUGUGGGUAGGAACAUUUUGAAUUUGAACUCGGGAAGAAUAUUUUUAUUUCAAUCAUCCACCCACAUAGCCAUGUGAAAUUCUGACGAGUUGAAACAGGUCACUAUUGUGAAGUCUUAUACAUUGGUCCUUGGUACUUUCUUUUUCCAUUACCAUACUCAUUUCCACAAAUCAUUACAUAUACCUGGAAAUGUAAUAAUAAAACAUGGAUCGUCCCAAAAUUUAUUUCCACUUUAACUCUUCAUUACUUUACCAAAGUAAGCAUGGUUAUAAUAAUAGUUUGUGAAAGUGAAUUUACCUUGCUAAUCAUCCUAUUUUAUGUUUAAAUCUUUCUGUCUUUUUAACAUUUACACCACUCACAGGUAAUAAAUAACAUAUGAAUUGUAUGGUGAUAAUGUAAAUUGUAUGAAUAGGAUAUAAAUUCAUUACACAUAUGCUUAGUAAGCAUGGUUUAACAGAAAUUUUGAUCUUUUACUCGUGCAACUUAAAUAUUCCCUGUCUUGCUCAAAAAUCAUCUAAAUAUUUUGUACUCCAAAGUUUACAUCUAUUUCCAAAUAUUCUUUUACUUUGUGGUUUAAACCCCCAAAACAAACUGAAACACACUUUAUUCAGUGAUUUUAACCAUUUAGAACCUACACAAAAACUUUAUAAUUUGAAAGUUGGGAAUUCAGUAAGGUAUUAAAAUUAGAUUACUGAUAUAAUUCUGUCAUAAUAUUCCAACAUUUUGGUAAUAAGAUUAUGUAGUUAAUACUAAUUUAGAUUCAGAAAACCCAUUUCCUCAAGAUACUGUAUAUUAAAAUAAUGUUUGUUAAAUGUUGGUACAAAAAAAAUAAAAUAUUGUUUUAUACAAAGUAGCUAAUUACACUUAUCUAUGCUUCAGAUUGUAUAUUUAUAAUAUAAACUAGGAAACUCAAAAUAGCAGUUUUAUUUCCUGAAAAAUAGAAAAUUUCUGAACAAUGUUGUUUAAAUUUUAAAAGAAGUUUGCCAUUUUUCAUGUAAUA